Bicyclus anynana (squinting bush brown) is the source of this 2660-nucleotide messenger RNA. RefSeq names its product GPI mannosyltransferase 2 (gene PIG-V). The record is from RefSeq and is a predicted model, not a curated record. Lineage: Eukaryota; Metazoa; Arthropoda; Insecta; Lepidoptera; Nymphalidae. The coding region runs from base 214 to 1815 and encodes 533 amino acids. Gene Ontology annotation, cellular component: mannosyltransferase complex; endoplasmic reticulum membrane. The transcript has 2 exons. Gene Ontology annotation, biological process: GPI anchor biosynthetic process. Gene Ontology annotation, molecular function: GPI mannosyltransferase activity; alpha-1,6-mannosyltransferase activity.
CUUUGGUGCAAUGGUGAUCACGAACAGUGAAAACUUGUAAAAAAAAAAUUUCUUAAAACUAUGGAUAAUAAUUAUUAUUUUACAAUUAGAAGUUUUACGAAGAUUAAGCGAAUAUGAAAUUAAAUUUAUGUAAAUUCGUAUAACUUUAAAGGACAUCACCCUAUGUCAAGUUGCCAAUUAAAUACAAAUUUCUAGAGGUCAGGUUUUGUGGAUAUGUAUUCUCCGCGUCAGAAAAUACUCUGGUUUGCCUUUAGCACUAGGAUUUUUGUGUUGUUUCUACAAGUUGUAUCAAAUGUUGUUCUACCAGAUCACAAAGCAGAUGUGUUUGUUAGUCCAGAGGAUCCAACCUUGCGUAAAAGUAGACUUGACGUUAUAGUUGACAUAGUUCUAGGUGGCAUGAAACGAUGGGACGCACAAUAUUUUGUACACAUAGCUCAAUAUGGAUAUACUUAUGAAAAUUGUUUAGCAUUUUUCCCUCUGUUUCCAUUAAUAGUAAGGUAUGUUGCUUUUAUAUUAAAUAGUAUUUUAGGUUCAUUCCUCAACUUUCAUAGUUUGCUGCUGAUUUCAUCAACAUUUGUUAAUUUACUAGUUUUUAUCAAAUCUGCUGAUAUCUUACAUAGACUAAGUGUAAGAAUAUUAAAAAGUGAAAGUAGAGCAUACAAGUCUGCUAUUUUAUACUGUGUUAAUCCGGCAAGUAUAUUUUUUUCAGCUCCUUAUUCAGAGUGUUUAUUUGCAUUCCUAUCAUUUUAUACAAUGUUUAAAUGUACAGAAAAUGAAACCUUACGGUUUGCUAAUAUAGACAUCACAAGUGCAUUACCUACAGGGUUAUCUAUGACCGCCAGGUCUAAUGGAAUAGUCAAUUUAGGAUUCAUUCUUUAUGCUAGUUUCAAGAAUGUGAUAGAGAGAACUUUACCUGAAAUUGUGUACAAAUACAAGACUCUAAAGCAUAGAAUAAUUCUUCCAUGUUUACUUCUACCACUGUUUACAUCUAGUGUAGCACUGUUUAUGACUGUGAUAGUAGCAAUCAUUCCAUUUGUCUUAGUUCAAACGUACAAUUACUUUAAAUUUUGUAUUCACAGUGAUCACACUUUGCCAGAAUUUUUGUCCAGUUCAGAAUUUGUAUUACCAGGUACUGCUGAAAGCCCAUGGUGUAACCAUACACUGCCAUUGUCAUAUUCUUAUGUACAAAGUCACUACUGGGAUGUUGGAUUAUUUAAGUAUUACAGGCUAAAACAAAUACCCAACUUUAUACUAGCCUUUCCUAUCAUUUUCUUCAUUUUAUAUAACUGUUUAUGUUAUUUGAAAAACAAUUUACGAUUAUGUUUUAGACUUGGCUUGAGAGAAAACAUUUUUAAUUAUGGAUAUCCAAGCAAAAUAACAUACAGACAAAAACAAUAUUGUAAGACUUUUGGGGGUAAUGAUCCUUCUUAUUUUGUGUAUGUGGUCCAUGUGAUGGUGUUGACAGUUUUUUGCAUAGCAUUUAUUCAUAUACAAGUAGCUACAAGGCUGCUGGCGUCAGCUAGUCCAGUUUUAUAUUGGAUAUGCUCAAGUAAGAUGAAUGUUGGACCCACACCAACUUCAGAUCAAAAUACCAUCAAUGAGCAUUUCCGCCGAAUAGGAGUGGGUAAGAGAAUUCCAUCACACCAUUUGUCCAUAGCUAAUUUGGAAGGAGUUGACAAUAUGUAUAGCAAGUGGAAAACCUUUUUAAUAUGUAGGAGAAUGCCAGAUUUACAAUCACAAAUAAUACAGUUAUAUUUUCUUGGGUAUCUUGUUGUAGGUACUAUUUUGUUUUCUAAUUUCUAUCCCUGGACUUGAUCAAUUAUAUCACAUUGUUUACAUGUGAAAUACAUAUCACACUUUUAAUUUAUUACUUAUAGUAAAUCACUGUUUGGACAUAUCAUUUGCAUUGUUUUAAAAUUUUAAGGUAUAUAAUAAGUUAUUAUGACCAAAUCUAAUCUAGUCAAUAAUUUAGAAGAUUUUUAUAGUACUUAAGUAUUUUUAAUGAUAAUAAUAUUUCUCUCUGCUUGGAGUUUAAUAAUAUUGCAUGGGGCCUUUUAAAAACAAGUCCAUUAUACAUUUUGACCGAAAGUUGUCAUUUUAGAUAUCGCUUGUUAGAUAAACUAAAUAUAACUUGAGAAACCACAUUUUAUAGUACAUUAGUUCAAAUUAUAAAAAGUUUUAAAGUGUUGAAAAUUUUAAACAUUUCUCGACAUUGUUAUAUUUAAAUUAUUAUGUUUAGUAGUUUAUUCCUGUUCACACUAGUAUUGAUAACUUCUACUUGAUCAUUACUAAAUCUAAAUUAUUUUUACUUGACACCUCUACUUGUUUACAAGUUGUGCUGUACUUGUUUACAAAUCAUAGAAAUAUAAACAGCAUCAUGAUCUCAUUUUUAUUCAAUUAAUCUGUAAGGACAUCUUUCCCUUCAUAGAAUACACAAGCAAAGCAAAUAACAUCAAGAGUCAGGUAAAAAUAAUUUAUGUUUACUGCUGUAUUACUUCUAUAAUUAUCUUCAAUCUGAGUUUGUAAUCUAAAAUGUAUACCCAUAUUAAGGUUGUGGUGAUGAUUCAAUUUUAUCAACUAAAUUCACGAUUGUUUAGGAAUAAGAUAAGGCUUAUUAAGGCUUGUUUUCAAGUGUUCAAUAAAAAAAGAAUAUUAUAAAA